Molecule: messenger RNA, 1425 nt
Organism: Tympanuchus pallidicinctus (lesser prairie-chicken)
Lineage: Eukaryota; Metazoa; Chordata; Aves; Galliformes; Phasianidae
Gene: G6PC3
Product: glucose-6-phosphatase catalytic subunit 3
Exons: 7
Coding region: 133-1161 (342 amino acids)
Biological process (GO): gluconeogenesis; glucose 6-phosphate metabolic process
Cellular component (GO): membrane
Molecular function (GO): glucose-6-phosphatase activity
Source: RefSeq, a predicted model, not a curated record
UUGACCCUCGUGCCGCUCCGUAGCGGUCGUUUCGCCGGCGCCGCAAGGCCUGCCGGGAAGUGUAGGAGGAAGAGGCGGUUAGCGGCCUGCCCGCGGGGAGGGCUGCAGGGACCCCGGCCCCCGGCCCACAGCAUGGAGGCCCUACACAUCUCUGGGAUCCACCUCGCCGAGUUGCUGCAGGCCGGGCCGCCGUGGCUGGAAAACUUCUGGCUCACCAUCACCUCCGUGGCCGACCCCAAAUGCAUCUUCACCGUGUGCUUCCCGCUCGCCUAUUUCCUCGACCGCAAGGUGGGGGUGGCAGUGCUGUGGGUCGGGCUGGUGGCCGAGUGGCUCAACGUGGUCCUCAAAUGGUUUUUAUUUGGGGAACGCCCGUUCUGGUGGAUCCAUGAGUCGGGCUUUGCCAGCCAGCAGCCACUCACACUGCGUCAGUUCCCCGUCAGCUGCGAAACGGGACCAGGCAGCCCCUCCGGCCACUGCAUGAUCACUGGGGCAGCACUGUGGCCGCUGGUGACUGCACUGACAGCAUUGGCAUCCCGACACUCCAAGAGCCUGGUGCUGAAGCUGAUCCCCUUCAGUGCCUACACGCUGCUGCUGCUGGCCGUGGGCCUCUCACGGGUCUUUGUCCUCGCUCACUUUCCCCACCAGGUGCUCGGUGGCAUUGUGGCAGGGGCUGCCCUGGGCUGGGGCCUGCAGGCUCACACCCCGGCCACGCGCUCUCUGGGUUUCUUUGCUGCCACAUCCCUGGGGCUGCUGCUGGGCACGGUCGCUCUGCACAGCCUCAUGGUUGCUGCUGGCGUUGACAUCGACUGGUCCAUCCGUUUGGCCACCGCUUGGUGCAAGGACCCCUCCUGGCUGCGCCUCGACACGCGGCCCUUCGCCUCCAUCUGCCGCGUGGCCGGCAGCGCGCUGGGGCUGGGCUUCGCAGCCGGAGACCCCCAGCGCUGGGAUAAACCGUUGCCCCCCCGGCAGCGAGCAGCCUGCGCCGUGUUGGCUUUGGCGGCCGUUCGGGGGCUGCAGCACAUCCCCCAGCCCCAGCAGGUGACACUGUGGUACGCCUCCAGCUUCCUCAAAUACGCUGCCGGGCCCGGGCUGGUGGCUGUGCUGCUGCCCCGCAUCGCCCGCAUCGUCGCCCGCCCCGAGGGCUCCCCGCACGCUGAAUAGCGGGGUGGGGGGUUGGGGGGGGGAUCCCCGACUUCGGCACGGUGAGCCCCGCGUGGCCCCAGCGCCCCGUCUCCGAACGCCGUGCCAAUCCUCUCCGAACGGGGGCAGCCCUCACUCCUCAGCCCCCCAGGUUCCUCUUAGGAGGGGGCAACCCCCAACCAACCCCCCCCUCCUCCAACCUGCCCCCAUUUCCUCCCCCUGGGGGGGGGCACCGCUCAUCCCCUCAUCCCUGCCUGCCCCCAAUAAAGGCGCUGUUACACUCCA